AUCACAUGAAACAGAUGAGGUGCACAUCUGCUCUACAAACUGGACAAACAUCAUUUCUGAAUUUUAAUUUCGGUAAUGUUUCGGCUCGCUUCUGUGAUCGCCUAGUAUCUCCAACUUUUUGGAUCUCUUUGGAGUGGCACCUGCGGAUGUGGAUUCAAGCGAAUAAAGAGUAAAGCAGGCGAACGAAAUGCAUCUCAUCUAAAUCUUUAUGGACUCAAACUUCUUCAACCAGAGACCGAAAGGUCAGAUACACAAGCUUCGGUCUUUCAUGUGAAUCUAUAUUAAUCAGCUGUACACUUCUCAGCAUGAUCAUUUCAUCAUGAUUAUUCCCCAAGGUUGGAAAACUGGGUUGGUGGUAUCGGAGCGGGCGGAGGCUAUGGAUGAGCGGUCUUGAGUGAGGUUGGAGAGUUAGUCCACCUCAAACCUCUCUCACAUACACAGCAUUAGUAUUUUCGAGUCAACUCCCCAGACUUUAACUUUAACAUACUUUUUAUAGUAAGACACAUUUAUAGUAAUUUGCAAUAUAGGUAAACAAGAUCCACGUGAGAUUCGGGAUUAUAGAGUAAGACACAACCUUACACACGCACACACAUAGACAGACCGACAGUCACUGCACUCUUUUCAGCGCAGCUCCCCACCUGCUCUCGCACCUUUCCUCAGUCAGAGAUCACAGCCGCGACUCUCCAGCUGCCUCUCAACGUCGUCUCGAGCCGGCAAAGCUGCUAACAUCUGCUUUUUUGGACACUUGUCUCUCUAUUUUUCACUCAUUUCCCUCAUAGCUUUCUACUGUGUUACUGACACCUUCAGUUUGACCCUCCUUGCCAGAAAGAGGGAGAGAGAGAGAGAAAUGGCAUAAACACAGCGGGGUCUUCAGCUGCCACACAAGCAGACUCACACAAGUGCCGAGAGAAACGGUGUGAAGAAUGAAAAGGCCAAUGGGAAGGAAAGAGGAAGCGAGAUAAGACGGAGACGCACAAUGUACGGCUUGGGGUCGGGCUCGGAUGCAUUCAGACGGCACAGGCUGUAGGAGGCUGAAAUGGCCACUCCCCGAGGGUGUUGGAGUCCCUCUCCUCAACUCCUCUUCUUCCUCAACCUGUUACUCAAUGUAGCACCCCCCUGCUGGGGACGUCCGUUUUUCGUCCCUCCCUCGGUUAACGUGGCCGUGGUUUUCAGCGGUUCGGCCCACCACGGCGAGAUCAAAGGCCGUCUGAGUCCAGAAAACUUCCUUGACAUGCCCCUGGAAGUGAACCCCAUCACAGUGCUGGUGAAUGACACUAACCCCAGGGCUCUACUGACUCGUCUCUGUCAGACUAUGGCUGCCGAAAACCUUCACGGUGUGGUCUUUGAAGAUGACGUGGACUCGGAAGCCGUGGCACAGAUCUUAGAUUUUGUCUCUACCCAGACCUCCAUCCCCAUCGUGGGCAUCAGCGGAGGCUCGGCUGUUGUCAUCACUCAUAAAGCUGAAGGCUCGACUUUUCUACAAAUGGGUGCUUCUAUAGAGCAGCAGAUCAAUGCGAUGUUCAAAGUGAUGGAGGAGUACAACUGGGGUAACUUUGUGGUGAUCACCAGCCUGUAUCCCGGUCACGAGAACUUUGUGGACUACAUACGGUCCUUCACGGACACCAGCUACUUCUUAUGGGAGCUGCAGGAAGUGUUGAGCUUCGAGAUGUCCGUGGGGGCCAAUGACAUCCGCACACGCAGAUUACUUCAGCAGGUGGAUGCGCAGGUAUACCUGGUGUACUGCUCGCAUGAGGAGGCUGAGUACUUGUUCAGGAUGGCAUCCGAUGUGGGACUUCUGGGACCUGGAUACAUCUGGGUCAUUCCCAGUCUGGCUGUAGGGAACCCUGAAGUGUCCCCACCUGACAGUUUCCCUGUGGGGGUCAUCAGUAUUAUCACAGACCGUUGGAGGAAAACAUUGCGUCAGAGGGUUCGAGAAGGUGUUGCUGUCGUUGUCAAAGGGGUGCACAGUUUCCACAAGUACAGAGGAUUUGUUCCCGAGGGUCACAAUGACUGCAACAGUCCCACUAAACUUGAUACCUACAAUUCCCUCUUUAGGCAUAUGCUAAAUGUUUCAUGGGAACAUAAGGAUCUCUCCUUUAACUCCGAUGGCUAUCUUACCAAUCCUUCCAUGGUGAUCAUCGCUUUGGAUCGAGAAAGACACUGGGACAAGGUAGGAAGCUACGAGAGUGGGAUCCUGCAGAUGCGUUACCCUGUUUGGCCCCGCUACGGCAGCUUCCUCGAGCCUGUGUCCGACAACCGACACCUGACCGUGGCCACACUGGAGGAGAGGCCCUUUGUGAUCGUGGAGAGUGUUGAUCCUGCUACGGGCACUUGCGUGCGUAAUACCGUCCCCUGUCGUCGCCAGGCCAACAGGACUGAAAGCAUAACCGGUCACACAGAGCCGUACACCAAACUCUGCUGCAAGGGUUUCUGCAUAGACAUACUGAAGAAGCUCUCGCGCACCAUCAAAUUUUCAUAUGACCUUUAUCUGGUCACCAACGGGAAGCAUGGCAAGAUGGUUCGUGGCGUCUGGAACGGGAUGAUUGGAGAGGUCUUCUACAAGCGUGCAGAUAUGGCUAUUGGCUCUCUUACCAUCAAUGAGGAGCGGUCAGAGAUCGUCGACUUUUCAGUGCCAUUCGUGGAAACCGGAAUUAGUGUUAUGGUAGCCAGAAGCAAUGGAACGGUGUCACCUUCUGCCUUUCUAGAGCCGUACAGUCCGGCCGUGUGGGUUAUGAUGUUUGUGAUGUGCCUGACUGUCGUGGCAGUCACCGUGUUCGUCUUUGAAUACUUCAGUCCUGUUGGCUACAACCGAAGUCUUGUCAGUGCCAAAGCACCUGGAGGUCCCACCUUUACCAUCGGAAAGUCUGUCUGGCUGCUGUGGGGAAUUGUCUUCAACAACUCUGUCCCUAUUGAAAAUCCCAAAGGCACGACCAGCAAGAUCAUGGUCCUGGUCUGGGCUUUCUUUGCUGUCAUCUUCCUCGCUAGCUACACGGCCAAUUUAGCCGCCUUCAUGAUCCAAGAGCAAUACAUUGACACUGUGUCUGGACUUAGCGACAAAAAGUUUCAAAAACCCCAGGAACAUUAUCCUCCAUUCCGCUUUGGGACGGUUCCAAACGGGAGCACUGAGAGGAACAUUCGGAGCAAUUACCCCGACAUGCACACCCACAUGAUCAAAUACAACCAAAAGGGAGUGGAGGAGGCUCUAAACAGCCUUAAAACAGGGAAGCUGGAUGCCUUUAUAUAUGAUGCAGCAGUACUUAAUUAUAUGGCUGGCAAAGAUGAGGGAUGCAAGCUGGUCACUAUUGGUAGUGGGAAGGUCUUCGCUACCACAGGUUAUGGCAUUGCUUUGCAGAAGGACUCCCGCUGGAAGCGCCCCAUAGAUCUGGCACUACUCCAAUUCCUCGGAGACGGGGACACACAGAGGCUGGAGACAGUAUGGCUGUCUGGAAUCUGCCAGAAUGAGAAAAAUGAGGUCAUGAGCUCCAAACUGGACAUAGACAACAUGGCAGGGGUUUUCUACAUGUUGCUAGUUGCCAUGGGUCUCAGCCUGCUGGUCUUUGCUUGGGAGCAUCUUCUCUACUGGAAACUCAGACACUCGGUCCACAAGUCUGACCACUUAGAUUUUCUGCUGGCCAUUAGCAGGGGCAUAUACAGCUGCUUUAACGGCGUUGAAGACAUUGGCAGAUCUGCGGGCAUACAAAAUCCAGACGUCACGGCCAGUUACGCACAAGCAAACAUGUUGAAAAUGCUGCAAACAGCCAAGGACAUCGUCUCCUCGACCAAGGUGGAAAACUCAUUGGAUAACGCCACAAAGACCAUUGAGAACUGGAGCAGACACGGCGGCAGCCUACCGGCAAGAAUACAUCAGGUGACCACGACUGAUAAGGUUCCUGGUUACGUCUCCUAUAUUACAAACGUCACAGAGAACCACAUACCUCAUAUGCAGCGUUCCAUAACUCCGCCUUUCGUUCAGCAUGCCAACACCACAAGCCCACCACCAAUGCUAAACCAUAGAGUCUUAACACGGCCCACUCCUCUACGAUACACGCUUCCCGCCCGGACCAGGGGUUUGUACGAUGGGAUGCUUCCUGUAUCCAGUCUGAGCACUCCUCACCUGGCCAUGCAUGAUCUUCAGUCCGAUCUGACCCAUACUGGUUCUUCCUUCGUUCCAUAUAGAGAUCUGCAGGUGCCAGACAUCUACACCGAACACCACAAGUCUUGCCUUUCUGAUGGCUUUCCUGAUGGCGUCAGGCAGAAGAAGAGAGCCCAAAAUCUAAUCAUAGAGUCCAUGGAUCUAAGGGGUCUUCACGAUUGUAAAGACCAAACAACGUGUCAUGCAGAAGCGAAUGAUUUUGCAGACAACAACCUGUCCUACAGUGAAAAUCCUUUUAUAGCGGCUGAUUCGGUGUGCAAACCAUACUUCGACUCAGUGCUGAACGACAUGCCUUUGAUAAGGAAACGAAAGCUUCAUCGAAGACCGUCGUUCCUGAAAGCCACUUGGGGUCCCGACAGAGUCCAGUUCCCUGGCGAAAGACCCUCAGUCACACCAUCCUCUCGAGUAACAAUACCCGACCUCUUCCCUUGCGUGGACGCACACGGACGAGUUAGAAACACCAUGCGUUUCUCCCAACCGGCGGAUCACACCUACCUUCACCCUUUCAGACGAAAUUCCAGAAAAACUCAAAAACUGAGACACAGUCAGUCAACCAGGCUUCCCUCCUACAAGGAGGCGGUUUUUUAUAAUGCAGCUGCUGUUAAGAGGGCAUCCAGCAUGAUGUAUAGACCGUACUCCUACCCUGAGCUGCCGGUCUAUCAGAGUCCACUGCCAUAUGGACCAGCAGAAUUAUGCAACAUUUUCCCUUGCAUGGGACAUCCCACUGACAAUGUAUAUGGAGGUUACAGGGCACCCACACAUCUACACAGUGACCAUGUUGUGACUGUCCCAGGCAGCAGGGUGGUUCAUAGUAGCCCUAUUGUGCCCAUGACUUGGGGAAGAAUCUCCAGUUUGGAGUCAGAAGUGUGAACUUAUACUUUUACGUGCCAAUUAUUAAAAGUUUCCGCUCUGUGGUACGAGCGUCUGCUGACCAAUAAAAUGAUUUAGGUUUUAAAGCUGAAGUGUGUCGUUUGCACACCCUUUCUGUACCCAAAAUGGAAUUACAAACAUAAUCAGAGAAGAUUCCUGAACCCUAUGUGUGCAAUCGGUCAGAUAUUUCUGUCCCAAACUCAAAUCGUUGGUUGAGCCACUUUUGAUAUUUGCCCAAAGGAAAUUUUUAUUGCUCAGAUGUUUCUGAGAUUUGAUGAGUUUUCAGUUGUGCUUUAAGUAUCCACUUGGUCUGAGAUGUUUCUCCAACUUUCUAAAAAAAUGUUAGGUUAUUUUUAAACCAGCAUUGGGUCAGAAAGUGACCUAAAAUACUUGGUUGAUUUAACACAUGGUGGGGUCAAAUAUAAACAAUUUUGGGUUUAAAGGGCACCUAUGGUCCGAUUCACGAUUUAACAUUUCCUUUGGUGUGUAAGUGUGUAUUAGUACAUGUUAACGAUAUGCAAAAGGUACAAACCCCAAAAUAAAAGAUGACGCAAGUUAUCGUCUCCAACAUAAAUCUCUUUUCUUGGACUACAACAAACACACGGAUUGUAGGCAAUAGUUUACUUCCUGGGAUUGGUGAUGUAGACAAGACCGACAUUAUCAUAAUUCCUCCCACUUGGAAUCAGUUAACUUCUGUUAAUAUUGCAUUGUGAGCGAAUCUUUCAAACAUGGUAAGGAGCGUCACAUUUCUGGCUGAUGUCAGAAGUAUUCAGGCCAAUCACAACAUACAG
This is a messenger RNA of Paramisgurnus dabryanus, 5814 nucleotides long. RefSeq names its product glutamate receptor, ionotropic, N-methyl D-aspartate 2Cb (gene grin2cb). Gene Ontology annotation, cellular component: membrane. Gene Ontology annotation, biological process: monoatomic ion transport. NCBI's taxonomy places the organism in Eukaryota, Metazoa, Chordata, Actinopteri, Cypriniformes, Cobitidae. The record is from RefSeq and is a predicted model, not a curated record. Gene Ontology annotation, molecular function: ligand-gated monoatomic ion channel activity; signaling receptor activity.